This is a messenger RNA of Aspergillus affinis, 2190 nucleotides long. RefSeq lists its product as uncharacterized. The record is from RefSeq and is a predicted model, not a curated record. NCBI's taxonomy places the organism in Eukaryota, Fungi, Ascomycota, Eurotiomycetes, Eurotiales, Aspergillaceae. The transcript has a single exon. Bases 1 to 2190 code for a protein of 729 amino acids.
AUGUUUCGACUGCUUCCCUGGUCCUCUGCAGUCGGGGGAAACAAGGUGAUGGCCGAGGAGCUCAAGAUGCUCGCCGCCUCGUCUCACUGCGCCGCCCCAGGCGUCAACUCUUUAUCCCUGCCCCAGUUGAAGCGCAAACGCUCGGAUUCCAGCGACUCGACUCCCGGUCAAGAUGCUCCGGUCGCGACCAAGUUGCGCGCUGACGAUGCGCCCGGUCAUCCCGUCGCCUCGACGCAGGAUCUUUCCUCGACCUUCUGUGAUGCGACGCAGAAGCCGGAGUCCAUGGGCGACAAUGCCUCCAAUCCGACAUUCACUUCGUCUGACACGUCGCAUCAACCAAAUCCAGCUUCCGAUGGUUCAAAUCCCGCCGACGAGGAUGCCGCCUCGCGUAAAGUAGACGUCGACCGCUUGCGCGAGACGAUCGAGGCGCAGCUAAGCCUGGAGGUCUUGCUCAAGCACAACGAGCUGCGCCUGAUCGACCAGGAGAUCGCUAAAUGUCAAGUCGCGUUGGAACAGUUGCGGCGAUGCGCCGAGAUCCCCUAUCCAGCCUCCCAUCCUGCCGGUCUUUCGCCUUCCGUCAGCGCCGGGACGGGAAUGGCGGUGCUUGCUCCUGGAAAUGGGCCUGCACCGCUCUCUCCGGCUCCGUGGGGGGUCGCCGACGGUCCCUACACGCGACACUACGCACGAUGGUUGCUUCCUGACCCUCGCUUCGACGGUGGCGAGAUCGAGCCCGGGACCCCUACGGCAAUCGGAGCCGUUGGGACUCCCACGGCGGAAGGCCGCUCGACGCGUGGGAGUGCGGGUGACGCCGGCUUCCUGGCUGGGAAAUCUCGCUCUCAACGGGCAUCCGCGGGCAGUACCAGACUGCAGUCUCUACCUAACGGCUACCCGGCCCCGAAAGAAAAAGCCGGCCCCAUGAUCAUCCGGCGAAAGUCGGAUGGCGUCAUGGUCAAGCUCAUCUGUCUGGACUGUCGGCGGGACAACUUCUCCAGCACGCAAGGCUUCAUCAACCACUGCCGCAUCGCCCAUAGUCGGAACUUUGCCAGUCACGAUGCCGCUGCCGUCGCGUCCGGGGAACCGGUGGAAGUCGACGAAGCGGGUGCGAUCGUGGGCGGCAAGAAUGAACCCCCCAGCACCGCCACGGCUGGGUACGUGCACCCGUUGAUACGAUCGGCCCACGUUAUCGAGCCGUCUUCCAAGACGCCCUCGUCCGGGUCAGAGGCCCCCGGUAGCGACUCCGCGACGCCCCGGAAGCCAUCGGUCUCCGGCCGGCAAGGAUCGUCUGCGGUGAAAACACCCCGGGCAUCGGCUCGCCCGUUGCUCAGCAAGCAGACCACACCUGCCACGGCGAACGUCUCCUUCAUGGCCUCCCCUGACACUCCCCAUCUCUCGUCUCUGAUGCAGAUGCGGGGGGUUGGUCUGGACCUUGAUCGGUUGGUUGGGGAAGCGAAGACCACGGUCGAUCUCGGCGCCUAUUCUUCAGACGAGGGCGAAUCUGAAGCGGAACCGGAACAGCCGCCGGCCGGCGAAGUCCCGGAUCAGCAGAACUCUCGCGUGGGCCGGCAGCCCAUGCGAACGACCGCCUCGCAGGGGACAUCGCGGCGGCCCGGCAGCCGCAAGGGAGUCGAGAAGACGAGUCACCGACCUUUCCCCAUUGAAACCUUAACGCCGACGCGACCCGCCCCCUAUCAGUCGCCCUACGGCCCGACCGCCUCUCGGCCCUCUCAGCUACUCGAUCUUCGCGAAGUGGACGGGAUAGAUCGCGCCUCGAAUCUGAGCCCGAACACCAUGGAGUCUAAUCAAGCUCCGAGUCUCGUCAGCGACGAUGAGGAUGACUACGAAGAAGCGUCCGAUUCGGAGAGCCCGGGUCCCAGUUCGUCCGAGGCCGGGGAUCACGAGGAGGAUUUCAGUCACAUCGACGUCGAGGGUGACGAAGACGGCGCGGCUUCUUCCACGGCCACUGAGCCUAAAACCGCUCCCAGUAUGGCCGGCGCGGCGGCCCAUCCCCCCGCGUCGCUGUCGAAGUCUCUUCGGCGAGGCAACUCCAGGAAGAAAGAGCAGGUGAUCUCCUCUUCCGUCGUACCUUUGAAUCGGGCCAGGGAUGAGAGGCGAGUCAGCUUUGUCAGUCCCGCCACGAGUCCUGGAAAAGAUCAAAAAGACCCCAAGCACAAGCCUAGCGGGGGACCAUAA